Molecule: messenger RNA, 1754 nt
Organism: Gaeumannomyces tritici R3-111a-1
Lineage: Eukaryota; Fungi; Ascomycota; Sordariomycetes; Magnaporthales; Magnaporthaceae
Exons: 4
Coding region: 376-1563 (395 amino acids)
Source: RefSeq, a predicted model, not a curated record
CCACCUCGCGCGCGGCAACGUCGAGGGGCACCAGGCGCCUGGACAGGGACUCGCAGUACCUGAUCGGGUCCCAUAUCCAAGGUCGUCACCGGCGCCGUCGUCAUCCGGAGCGGCCUGCACGCCGACGACCCCGUCACAAAGUACCUGCCCCAGCUGAGCAGCCCUUCCUCGCCCAUCUCGUGGGGUAACAUCACGCUCGGGCACCUCGGGUCCCAGCUCUCUGGUAUUCCGCCCAACUUUGGCUUCUCCGAGUUCUACUUCUUGCAGUCCUAUUUCCAGUCCCUGGGCUUUCCUCCCAUCAACGACACCGACUUCCCUCCUUGUGGCGUCAUUGGCCUGAACCAAGGCUGCUCCAAAGAACAGCUCCUAAAGGCCAUGCUCACGUUGCGUCCUGUCGCCGAGCCCAUGGCCAAGCCGGUCUACUCGAACAUUGCCUUCACCAUUCUGGCGUACGCCGUCGAGGCAGCGACGGGCAUGAACUACACGCAGCAGCUCGCCCACUUCCUCACCGGGCCCUUCAACAUGACGAACACAUUUCCCAGCCCGGGUAACGACUCUCUGGCUGUGAUUCCACCAAUGGAGAACACGUGGGGCUCUCCCUACGGCGACAGCACACCCGGAGGCGGCCUCGUCUCGACCACCUCGGACCUCUCCGCCUUCGCACACGCCAUCCUCACCGGGACGGUCCUCCAGACGCGCACGCGCGUGCGCGAGUGGCUGCAGCCGGCCGCCUUCGCCGGCUCGGGCGGCAGCCUGGUCGGGACGCCGUGGGAGGUGUACGUGCCGGCCAUAGGUCAGCUGACGCCGCGGCGGCCGCGGUCCGUGCCCGUCUACGCCAAGGGCGGCGCCGCCUACGGCUACAGCUCGCGCCUGGCCGUCGUGCCCGAGCUCGGCGUCGGCCUGGUGGUGCUGACCGCCGGCGCCGGCGACGGCCUGUCCUACAUCUGGGACGCCGCCCUCUCGGUCCUGGCCCCGGCCGUCGACGACGCCGCGCACGACGAGGCCGCCCGCCUCGGCCACGUCGGUCGGUUCGCCUCGCCGCCCUCGGGUGCUGCUGCCGGUGCUGCCGCCUCCGCCGCCAUAGCCUGGCACGACGACGGCUCGCUGCGCCUCGCAGCGCUGGCCCGCAACGGCUCCGACGUGCUGGCCGCCCUCCCGCAGAUCUGGUCCGCGACGCUGGGUGCCUUCAUACCCGGGUCGGGCUCCAACAACGACACCGUGGCCUCGUACCGCAUCUUCCCCGCAGGCGUGUCCGUCCCCGGCACCGUCGACCUCCCACCGCUGUCCCCCGGCGGCGGCGGCGGCGGCGGCCAGAGGGCCGUCGUGCGGGAGGACUGGAGAAUCUGGUGGGAGACGGCUAUCCCGCGCAACUCGGGCCUGCCGGGCGCCGGCCUCUCGGAGCACGACUGCCUGCUUUGGACCUUUGCCGACUGGCUACACUACGGAGGCGAGGCCGUCGAGAGGAUUGUCUUUGUCAAGGACCGCGCCACCGGUGAGGUUCUCGGCGUCGAGGUCCCCUUUCUCAGGACUGGCUUGCUGCAGCCAGUUGCAGCUGCCGAGUGAGCUGGAGUCACUGAUCUUGGGUAGACACGAUAUGUGUGCGCAGCGGUUGGCAAACCACAUGUUGUCUUGUGCUCACUUCCCAUAGAAACUCGUAUACUAUCUAUCCAGAAACAGACGGUCUAGUAAUACGUGUUUGUAGUAACCACCAGUACUAAAAGCUUUCGUGCGCAAUGACAAAAAGCUCACCCUCC